CCUAGCUCUAGAAGUUUCUGGAUCGCUGUUCUGCACAAAUGCAAAACUUAACAGGGUGAUGCACUGGUAGAACUUGUUAAGAUGAAACAAAAUGCUACUUGAUUGAGAACCAGCCGACCCAAGCGUUCCCUCCUCUCAACCAGCCGCACUCUAUAUAGGUGGGGUUUAUUUCUCUUCUCUUUCACUUUCUCUGUUGCUCAGAGGCAGAGGGUCACAGAAAGCAAGACAAGCACCCUUCAUACGUUCCAAAACCCAUUUUAGCAGAUUAGACAAGAUUCAGAAAGUGAAACAGGAUACUGAGAACAGUCAUGGAGCUGGUUUUGGCUUCCACUGUUCCAUCCUAGUUCAUGUGCACAGUUGGAAUCAAAAGACUGCCAGCCUGGUGCCGAUCAAACAGUUUCCUGGGCAACAGGGGAUGGACUUCCUGCAGACCUUCUGCUGACCCAGAAGUGACCUUCUGCUGGCCCGGAAGUGACGAUUUUCUGACCUGGAUGUGACGUUUUCAUGAACCAAACAAAACGCUCUGCAUACUAACAGAAGAAAGCAACUUCAAAAAUACAAUGGAUUACAAGCAGUUACCUGUGACUGAAUGGGAUGAGGGUCAUGUUAAAUGCUGGCUAGAGUCCAUUGGAAUUAAGAAAGUAUAUGUAGAAAAGCUCUACGAAGAGGAAGUAACUGGUCCAGCGCUCCAACAAUUAGAUGAGCCUUUCCUUAAGGGGAUUGGCAUGAAAGGAGGCCAGAUUCACAUAUUAAUGUCCAAAAGAAAACAACUUUGGGACUGCAGUACUAGGCCAGAUUCCACCCAAGCAGUUCACGACAACUUUAACGUGUCGAACAACAAGAAAACCAAGUCAGAAAGAACAAAGACUCAACACAGAGAGCCUGAAGAGAGAAAGGGAGGUACAAAGGAAACAAAAUGCACACAGUUCGACAUGAAAUCAGUUUCUGUACAGGAUGGGGCUUUAAAAUCACAGCAAUCAGGCAAGAAAAACAUUUCUACUUCUAGUAAAACAGAAAUUUCACAUGCUCCAGGACGCAGAACUAACUUUAGACCGUUCAACAGUAAUGAUAUUAAUUUUAACUAUGUUAAAAACACAGUCUUCCACACUCCAGAAACAGGAGUUCUUAAUUUAAUUAUCCCUUGCCAUGAAUACAAAUCUUUUACCACGGCUGCAUCUCUGGACAGAGUAAGGCUGCAAGCAAAGUUUGCCUGUGAGGUGAUUAAAUUUGCUUCUGCUUGCCUGAAUGUCCGAACAAAUGGCACUAUUCACUUUGGAGUUAAGGACAACAUUGAGAAGGAGAGUUGGCAACAUGGACAGAUAGUUGGUGUAAGUAUAACAGACAGAGAGAUGUAUGUGGAUGCUUUAGAUUACAUUGAAAGGUGUUUUGAAUCACAUGUUCAGGAUGCUGCAAGGCUGUGCAUUCACCCACCUGUGUUUAUCCAAGUGAUCGAUAAAGACACUCAAGAACAGUAUUUUGUAGUGGAAGUUGACAUUGAACCAUCAUAUGAAACUGUUAAAGGGGAGAUCUUUCAAGUACGUCUACCAAGAUUUAAUGAAGGAACUAAUAAGGUGAACAUUGAGAAAAAUCCAGUUAUCUUUCGAAGAGUUGGUGCAAAUUCUGAGCCAGUAAAGAAUGAAGAUCUAGUUUCAUUCAUUCAAAAUUUACAAGAUAGAGAUGCUAGAAGAGAAAAGGCUGAAUUACCCAGUACUGAACAUCAUGACAACCCUCAAAACUUAGGGAGAAAAUUAUCUAUCCUACUGAAAAAUGGUAAAAACUAUAUGGAUGAUUCUCUGUGGCAUAUUUUAGUUACGAACAAGUGUAAAGAGGAAGACCUGAAAUCUAUUGACUUCUUGAUGCGCCUGAAUAUUUUCUGUGUAUUUGACUUUGAUGAGGAUUCCAACGUAUCGGGCUUGUAUAGCCAGUACAAAGAGUGCCACGCAACUAGUUCUCAUUUCUUACAAAACUAUUCCAAUGAUAACAAGAUGAGCACAACUGAAUUUCAAAAACAUUUGUGUCUAUUUGUUAAGAAAAGCUGGAUAUUUUGCAACGGACGCAGUGAUUUCCUUGGUAAUGAAAAGCCCUGUGACGAAGACACUUGGAUUAGAACAAAAAAGAGAUACUUGAAAAAAGCAGUAUCUUUUAUCUGUGAAGAACUCCUCCCAAAGGGAUCUUUUCUGGUGCUUUUCCUUCUGUUGUCCCCUGUGGAGAAACCAAUUGUGGAUGCUUUCCAUGAAUUUUAUAGUGAAAUGAAUGGCAUGGAUUUCAUAAUGUGUUUGGCUGAGUCUAGAGAAAACUAUGAGAAAUGGGCUAAUCUGGCUCAAAUAUCCUGCAGCACUGAGAUACUGGAACAGAGAAGUAUUGUAGGCAUGAAGCUAAGCCAUGUAGAUGCCACUGUCCAGAGCUUGCUCCCCUCUACCACAUACUGCAAACAUUUACCCGUUUCCACAAGAGGACUGUGUGCACUUCCCACUUUGGAAGAAGAAAAAAUGUAUUCUCUUGAAAUACUAUGUGCAGACCAAUGCGAUGAUAUCAAAUUGGAUCAUCUGAAUAAAGAAGAAAUAAAGCAGAUAGAUGAAACUUUUUAUCGAGGUAAAAAAGUUAGCUGGAAAAACUUCUGGCUUGCCGAUAAAAGGUUGUGCGGGGAAAUUAUCGAACGUGAAGCCUGUAAAGAGGUUUUGAAACUGAUGAACGAUUUUCUGUCUGGGACUUGGUUCAAGCACUCUGUGGCUAAGCUGAAAGUGUUCCACCACCCUGGGAGUGGAGGAAGUACCAUUGCAAGGCAAGUGCUGUGGAGACAAAGGAAGGAGUUACGAUGUGCCGUGAUUAAAGGAACAUACCCAGUUGCCACGGUUUGCCAGCAUGCAAUUGAUUUCCGGCAUUACGAUGAAAAAGACCUCAAAAAUUCUCUCCCUGUCCUCCUUUUGAUGGAAGAUUAUGAUGAAGAAUAUCUUGAGGAAUUAAUUUAUUCUUUAACUGAUGCGAUGGGACCUGCUAAACGCCAUCCUUCCAGGCCUUCUUUCAUCCUCCUGUGCUGUAAACGAUCCAAUGCCCCUGAUAAGCUUUGUAUAGCUUCACCUCAGGAUACAGUUGCUGUCACUCACAGACUGACAGAACAAGAGAAAAACCUGUUCAGAACAAAGCUGGAGAAAUUUGAAAAUCAGACCGAGUUUAAAUUGGAAUAUAUCCUUACUUUUGUUCUCAUGAGUAAUGAAUUUGAUAACACAUACGUGAGAGAAUUUGUAGAGCAUUUGCUCAAAGGUAUAGACUUAUCUGCCCCAGAAACUCGUUUGAUGAGGUAUGUCGCCUUACUCAAUUUCUAUGUACACAAUUCAUAUAUCACUUUAUCACACUGUGAGGCUUUUUUGGGACUUGGGGCAUAUCAAGAAAGGAGAAUAAGGGAAUAUGAUUUUAUAAGUCAUUUAAGUGAACAGGCACGGCUAAUUUUCAUUGAGCUGAGAGACACCACCACCUACAUUUCAUCCAUUCAAAUAAUACAUCACUUGGUUGCAAAGGAAAUACUGAAUCAACUCUCGGGCGAUCGGCCUCAGAGUGAAAUUGCCAGAAAUCUUCUUCAGGAAAAGGCAUUUCUUCAUCAUAGAUUUGGGCGUGAAGAGUUUAUAAAGUUCAUCAGAGAUCUGUUUAUAAGACGUGAUAAGAAGAGUAGAGGUGAUAACGCUGAUAGUCUUUUCUCUCCGUUCAUUGAGCACGUCUGCAAAACUGAAAACCCUGAAAAAGCUAUAGAAGUUUUAAAAAAUGCUUAUGAGUGCCUGGGAAAAGAUGCAUUCUUUGCCCAACAGCUUGCCAGGUUACAUUAUACUUAUGAGAAAUAUGAAGAUGCAAAACACUGGGCAGAAAUAGCCAAAUCUCAUUUGCCAAAUGAUUCUUUUAUUUUGGACACAGAAGGGCAGGUAUACAGGAAAUGGUUUAGUUUUAAGGUGGACAACAGUAAAGGUGAAGAGACACCAGAAGAUAUCAUUCAAAUGAUCGAAAUUGCCCUGAAAGCUAUGAAGUGCUUCAGGAGUGCACAACAAGCUGCAAAGUCUGAACAAGACAGUAUGAAUAACUCUGGUUAUUUUGGAGAAGUAGAAGUGGGUUGUCGUUUACUGAAAUUACUAUCUUCACUCGAGAUAUUUCCUAAAAAUGCCAGAGGGGAGUAUCCCAAACUUGUCCAAUAUUUACUUACAGACUAUAUUCCAGCUGAUAUUCAGAAGCCAUGGGGAAAACUUCACAGUCGCUUAAAAGGCUUACAUAAAAACAUUUACAAUGCUUUGGACUGGAUUUCAGAAGAUCUGAGUUACUUCCAGACAGACAAAAACCUGAAAGAGGACGAUGAUGGAAGAGAAGAACAAGUUUAUAAUCCUCGAGGUUGGCUUAAAAGACAAUGUAAAGUGUAUGCAACAUUCUUUAGCUCAUAUGAGCUUACUGAAGAAAGUGACGGAGGAUCUAAAUCCCAGCUCAUCAGAAAUAUGAUUAUUUAUAAACAUGGUGGUGGGAACGUGACCACAAUUCUGUCACUAUUGUCUGAUUCCAAUUCUAAAAAAACAGUUCAAAACCUUGAAAAAAUAAUAAGUUCUUACUCUGAAGACCCACAAAAAGACUAUCUAGAGGACAUGGAACUUAUAAACUAUAUCGUGUGCCACCUUACUCUAGCGUGUCUGUCACCUGGUUCUUCAAAGAUCCUUGACUUGCAAAUACUUCGAGAACUUAGCAAGAGAUUCUUUAAAAAGAAAAGGCCGUUUCCUGCAAGCGCUCACUUUUUGCUCACUUUACUUUACUGGCCUGAUGGUGGAUUGGAUAAAGACUCUAAUCCAGAUAAAGAUGAUAUCUUAAGAUCAGCCAUUCAUACUCUAAAGAACCUACAUGACAUCAAGAUAAAAAAUGUUGCACCAAGAAAGAAGAGGAUCUACACACACUUUUUCUUGGGAAUAGGCUACGGGCUGAGGAAGAUUGUGCCCAAAACAAAGAUUGAUAAAUUAAUGAGGGGUUCCUUAGAUGAGCGACGAAAAAAGUGGCACAACGGUGAUGUGUGGAAAAUUGGCGAAGUGCAUGAAGUCCUAAAAAGAGUUGAGGGGUGGACAGAAGAUGGCAGAGUCUUCGCUGUGGGCCACGCAGGGCGGAUUCCAAUUCUACCUUUGCAUUUUGAUUCAGUGCCACCUGGAAAUGAAAAUGUGACCUUUUAUUUAGGUUUCUCUUUUCUGGGUCUUGUUGCCUAUGACAUUCAAAUAAAAAAGUAGAAAGCUCAAGGAUACUAUAAGAAAUCAGAAUGCCCCUGCAAACUAAUGACAUUUCUGUCAAACACACAGAACGACUGGAUUUUCCUAAUUAAUCUUCUUAAGCACAUCCUUUAUAAGACUGGACUAUUUAAAAGUUUCCCUUGUUCCCCAUUUUUCAUAAUACAUGGAGGCAAACCUGGCUUUGAAUGCAUAUUCAGAGGUCUGCACCCAAACCUGCCUCCCUGAUUAGCACAGCUUUAUUAUAUAUGUGUUUGUGAUACCUGUGUCUUGCAGCCACUCAUUUUGUUUUUUAUAUAAGUAAACUUAGUAACAUCUUAAGUGUACAUGUAAAAAGUUACAGUGUGCUACACAGCCCUGUGAUUGUGUUUAUGCUUGCGUUCUUUUCUGCAAAGUUCUCAGAAGACAUUUAGGACAGGAAGCAAGGAUGAUGCAUGAUAGCUCAGAAACACGCCCAACAUCAUACAAACAGACAGUACCACAUAUGUUGCCUGCCAAAUAUAUGUUGGCUUUAGUGAGGUUCAUACUAGUAAAAUUUAGGAACUCUUGAGCAGUGCAGGGGGGAACUCAGAGGCAAAGCUGAUUUUGCAUUGGCUUCUCCAACUGUGGGUUACCCAUUUGCUUUCUUGGCUCUGUUGCCUUGUCGUUUCAAACAGCCUAUAUAUAUAUAUAUAUAUUAAACACAACUAAGCUUUUCUUUUUCCUCCAUGCCAGGAAAAAAAAUCACGUGCCAGACCUAUAUCAGACUGCUGUUCAAGGCCCAUCAGCUGGGCCAGUUUUUAAAAAGAAGCUGGCAAUGAUGGGCUCUUUACAAGAGAACAGCACUUAGCAAUUUGCACUUAAAGAGACUAUGAAGCCACCAAAAUUAUGGGUGCGUAACAUUUUUUUUAAUUUAGCUGAAAAAACUAAUGAACUUGCGAUAAUGCUUUGUUACAAAUAACUUUUAAAAACUUCUGCCUGGAUACCCAAGUCUGUCAAUUGUGGCUGAUUUGUAAACUGUAGCUCUGAAGGACAGAAUUGCUCUUCCUGUGGUUGCUCACCACAGUCUUAUCACUGCCAUGGUGAGAGGGGAGUGAAGCAAAGCUGCUAUCAACCUCCCAAAUGCAGUAAAACAAGAAAUGAAUUCAACGAUGUCAAUUUCUCUCAUUUGACUUACCAAUGUGUUUGCAGGCUUUUCCUAAAUAUAUUAUAAAUAUAUAUUUUGUUCACAGAAAGAGACUUUCUGAAUCUUUCAGCUUGCCAUACUUUGCAAAGAGAGUUGGCAUAUAUGUCAGGGUUCAACAAAUCCCAUGUCGCCCUGGAGUCUAAUUUCAUGGUGGCAACUAGAUUUUUCAGCAAUGAUUUUAUUAUGAUGACACCCAGAGUUAUCCCCAUAUUUAUUUACAUGCCAAAACAUUUUUGUCAUAUUAGAGCUUGAAUCAAACUAUGUGAAACUGUGGAGUGUUUAAGAUUUUGUGGAAGCAAUAAUUAGAAUAGGUGGUCAUUAAAAUACAAAAUCCUGAGGGCUGAAAAAUGAGUCUGGUGCUGAAAUUUUUGGGCUGGCUCAUAAAGUGAAAUAAAAUUUGUCAGUGAAGAUUUUAAGUGCCAAUCUACUGUCUGAUCCUGUCUGUAUAUACUUGUAAACCUAAUUGAUUUCAAUGGGACUUGGCCCAAGUAUAUAUAUUGCAGCUUUACUUUCUUGAUUAAGGUGAUAAGUAAUAAUAACAACAACAAUAACAUUUGAUUUAUACACCACCCUUCAGGAUGACUGAACACCCACUCAGAGCGGUUUACAAAGUAUGUUAUUAUUAUCCCCACAACAAUCACCCUGUGAGGUGGGUGGGGCUGAGAGAGCUCUAAGAGAGCUGUGACUGACCCAAGGUCACCCAGCUGGCUUCAAGUGGAGUAGGGAAUCAAACCUGGUUCUCCAGAUUAGAGUCCUGCCGCUCUUAACCACUACACCAAACUAGCUUUUAUUUCUGUAACAGAACUGUUUAGAGCCCCAACCCAGUGAAUGGAGUUUGCAUGCAUAAACAGACUGUUAAACGUGCAUCCAAAUAUACCUGGAGCAACUGGUCUACUAAGAAUUUAUACUUUCAUAUUCUAAUUAAUAAAAUUUGUUUUUAAAAGUGG
Messenger RNA from Eublepharis macularius, 7346 nucleotides. Its product is annotated as sterile alpha motif domain-containing protein 9-like. Bases 561 to 5237 code for a protein of 1558 amino acids. Gene Ontology annotation, cellular component: cytoplasm. The record is from RefSeq and is a predicted model, not a curated record. NCBI's taxonomy places the organism in Eukaryota, Metazoa, Chordata, Lepidosauria, Squamata, Eublepharidae. The transcript has 6 exons. Gene Ontology annotation, molecular function: protein binding.